Oryza brachyantha (malo sina) is the source of this 692-nucleotide messenger RNA. Its product is annotated as protein SAMBA. The record is from RefSeq and is a predicted model, not a curated record. The transcript is spliced from 4 exons. Gene Ontology annotation, molecular function: anaphase-promoting complex binding. Gene Ontology annotation, biological process: negative regulation of organ growth. The coding region runs from base 45 to 359 and encodes 104 amino acids. NCBI's taxonomy places the organism in Eukaryota, Viridiplantae, Streptophyta, Magnoliopsida, Poales, Poaceae.
CAACACAAAAGGGGAAAAAAGAGAACACGCGGCCUCUGAUUCCGAUGAGUUCUCCGGCGAGGUCGACCGUGUCGGCGGCCAGCGCGGGCGCGAUCUCGGCCGCCGACGACGUCGCCGACUCCAUCGACGCGCUCUACCGCAAGGAUGAGGCCAUGGCAGAGCUCAAGUCGGAGGUGAUGGAGGCGCUGCAGAAGGAGGUCAGGUCGCUCGAUGACGAUAGCUGGAUGUUCGCAGCGCCCCGCUCCCGCAUCAACCUUGUAUCCAUGUCUGAAUUUUUUGUGGUUGCCUACGCAAGAAGCAAGAAAAAUUGGCUGACCUCGGUCAAGCGUCCAAGAAGACAAGGAACUUCUAGGUACUAGGUGUCUUCCAGUGAAGCCUCUGCUCUGCAGUAAAGUCUGAAAUUCUGCAUCUGUUUGAAGGGACUGUGACCUGGUGUCGAUCCUUGCGAUUGUCCCCUGCACUCAAAUGUGGUAAUCCUUUCAUGCUAUUGUUCAAUGUAAUAGACGAAAAAAAGUAUUAUUGAAACACUUGCACAGCAUGUUCAGCUAGACUUAACGCUUAGUAACAUACAGUUUUCCAGGCAAACUGUCUAUGUGAAUGAAGAAUAUAGGUAGAUCGUUUUCCACUCAAAAGCAAUUCAUUUCACUGUGGAAUUAAAUUUAACUUACUGGGGUUUUGAUAUCUUGCUUUUA